Molecule: messenger RNA, 1544 nt
Organism: Lingula anatina
Lineage: Eukaryota; Metazoa; Brachiopoda; Lingulata; Lingulida; Lingulidae
Product: matrilin-3-like
Source: RefSeq, a predicted model, not a curated record
GAAAAUGACGCAGACUCAUAGAUCUGGGUUACAACAGUAUAUAAAAACUGAGGUCGAUACGGCUUCAUCAGUAUAGGAGUUUCAUGCACUGUUUUCAACGCAUCAAAAUGUGGAAGGCACUGUUUGUAUUGUCAUUGUUAUUUGUUGAGGCUUCAUUAGGUCUUACGGGGUUCCGCAGUGAACAAGCUGUUGCAGAUGCAUUUCAAAGAGGAUUUUUAUCAAAGUUUUUACCAACAACAACCACAUCGCGAUCUGGCUGCCUUGGGCUCUUCUGCAAUUCCGGUAGUAAAGUGGGCAGGAAUGGUGGCGCUGUACCCAAGAUAGACCUGAUAUUUGUCCUCGACAGCAGCGGUAGUGUUCGACAACAAAACUUCACCGUUGGCAAAGACAUGAUGAAGGAAAUCGUAGACUUUGUGGACCAACAGGCACCAAUCUCUAGUACAGGAUCAAGAAUUGCCUGUGUGAGCUUUUCUUCCCCUGCCCUUACCCGUACCCAUUUCACCUUCACGGCCAAUAGCAAUCCUGCAGCUGUGAAGACGGCAAUCGACGGCAUCAAAUUUGACAACGGUCCAAGUACAGCAACGGGCGUGGGUCUUGAAAAAGCUAAAACCGUCUUGGAUGCUGCUUCGGGUGCUGGACGCGUGCGUUUAUUGUGGAUACUGACAGAUGGCAAUAAAAAUAGCGGGAAAGAUCCCGUUCCAGUGACAAACGUGCUUAAGGCUAAUGGUGUAGAGAUAUUUGCCAGUACUAUCGGCCCUAGGGUAAAUCUCGCGAGCAUCGAGGCCUUGGUUUCGCCUCCAAUUCCCGACCACAUAUUCGAAGCCCAGUCCUUCGCUGCUGCUAGAAGAAUUGCCAACAGGGCCUUCACUAGUUUUAGGAGCGCACAUGGGCUUUCCUCGCCUACACAGGCACCACUGACAUUACCACCAAAUUUCUUUCGCAACUUAUUGUUGAACAGGCUCAGAAACAUUGGAAAAUAAGCGUACUAGUCCGAACGUAAAUGGUCUAAAUCCAAUACUUAUGUUUUGUUAUGAACUUUAAAGCAUACAGUAUAGUACAAAGUUAAGUAGACUUUACAUAAAAACAAGUACAUAAGAACACAAUAUAAUCAGAAUAUAUCAGUCGAAAAUAAUCUUGAAAAGGAUGAAGAUUCAAGAUAGAAACUGCUUAUUUCUAACAUAAAAUCAAUAACAAGUAAGAUAAUCAAUCAUAAAAUUCCCUGAAGAUAUAUGUUGUAACUCCAUUUUAAAGUUAUCAGUUGAUUCAAUUGGUAGCAUAUUUCAUUCCACUGAAAGCUGACUUUAAAAAACAUGUCCACGUAAGUUUUAAGACGCAUUUUACAGGUUUUAAUAGAAGUUAAUCUACUGAAAUUUCUGGCAGAAAACUAAGAGUCUGAGUGAGCUUUCUGAAUCUAGUAAUCAAUGGCCAACAUUUCUGUUUUUAUAUAGAUUAUCAGUUAAAUAUUCAAGAAAUGUAAAAUGUUUAAAAAAGGGUCUCAAAAGCAAUGUAUUUUCUUUUGUUGGAUCGGGGGAGGAUAUUGUUCA